UGCUGCAGUAUUUUGUUCCUCGUUUUUGUGGGUUUUGGGUUUCAUUCGGUUUUUGUUUUGCUUUUUCAUUUUUUUUCCUUUUUUUUCAUUUGCAUAAAUAUGUUCUAUGUCGUAUACGCGAAAAUUUUGAGAACACACGAUGAACAUUUCUAUAAUACACAAUGACAUAUUUCAAUCACACGGCGGAUAUAUUUCAAAUACGCGAUGAACAUUUCUCAAUUAUUAUUUUCAAUUUUCAUAAUAUUUAUAUUUCCUUCAAAUAUUUUAGGACCAGAAAAACAUUGGUUUUGCAUGUUUUGUCCAUUUCCUUUGGUGUUUUGGUUUUGCAUGUUUUGUCCAUUUCCUAGAAACACACUCCAAAUAGUAUUUCUAGCAGUUUUCUUUAUAAGAAACUAAAAAGGCCAUGGUUUGGAUAUUUGGCUUGACCAUCCACAUAAAUAUCCUCCUCAUUUGAUUUCAUUGGAAAUGUUUAACAUACUGACAGAACUCGAAAUCCGAGUUUUUUUUUGGCGGGGAAGGUUGAAAGAAAUUCCUAUUGGGUAACAUUCCAUGACCCAAGAUUGGGUGGAGAAUUAAACACAUGUGGAGUAUCAACUAAUUAACGGUUCGGUAGCUUGGCGGUGUCACUUUUCAUUUCUUCAUGAAUAAGGUACAUUUUCAGUCUCCGCAAAAUAUAGUUACAUUUUCGGUAUCGGCCUUCCGUUCCUGUUGGACACUGCAUCUCUGUCUCGACAUACAAGUAAGUCGUAUUUAUCAACAUGCGUAUUAUAAACUGUAUGUGUAUUAUAAUCUAUAUGUCAGAUUCGUUGUCUACUCGACAUGGCAAGAACUAGCUAGGUGGCAAUUAUUAAUUGUAUUGUUCAAUUAAGUUGUCAACUGCUCUUAGCCCCAAUAAGCUCAUAUCAGAUAGCCUUGAUGGUAUUAAUUAAUUGUGCUUGGUUGCCAAGUAAGUGACCGGUGCUACCUGUGCAUUACUUUGUUGCUAGGUAAUGUCAAAACCAGAUGGUAUGCUUCAAACUGCAUGCAAUGGGUUGACCACUAGUUAUCUAUAAAAAGCACACCUUUACACCACAAAAUCCAUCAUUCCCAAGGAUCUCCUUGUCCUUCGUCUUGGCUCCACAACACCACAACUGAUACUAGUAAGUAAGAAAAUAAUGGCUCCGGUGAAGGUGUACGGGUUGCCCAUGAACGGAAGUGUGGCACGCGUUCUGGUAUGCCUAGAGGAAGUGGGAGCCGAGUAUGAGGUCGUGGCUGUCGACCUACACACCGGUGAGCACAAGAGACUGCCGCAUCUUGCUCGUAAUCCCUUCGGCCAGGUCCCUGCGUUCCAGGAUGGAGACCUGAUCCUUUUCGGUGAAAUCACGGGCGCAAUCUCAAAGUAUAUACUCCGAAAAGAAUCAUCAGAUUUACUGAGGGAAAACAACCUCUCUGAGUCUGCAAUGGUUGAUGUGUGGCUUGACGUCGAAUCCCAGAAAUUUGACAGCGUCAUGCUGCCAAUCAUCUUUCAAGGGCUUGUCAUCCCGGUUUACAUGGGUGGGACUAGCGAUCUUAAAGUUCUUGAAGAAAACCUAGAAAAACUGAAGGAAAUCAUGGAAGUCUAUGAGGAACGCUUGUCCAAGUCCAAGUACUUGGCAGGAGAUUUCAUCAGCUUAGCGGACAUUAGCCAUUUCCCAAUGGUUCACCUAUUGCAUGAAACUCCAUAUGCAUCGGUGCUCGAUGCAUAUCCACAUGUGAAAGCAUGGAUUGCUGGCGUAAUGGAUCGUCCUACUGUGAAGAAGGUCAUCGGGCUUAUGAAGACAUUUGGUUGAUAGAAACUAUACAAUAAUUUGUGCACAUUCGAGAUGAAUGUUGGUGGAACAUGAUGUGGUUGUGGUUUGAAAAUCCUAUGAUUUCAAUAAAGGGGACAAAAUAUGUAAUACCUAGUAUGUCACUACUCCAAGUUAAUGUAAUUGUCAUUUAUCAAUCAUAUGUUGUUGUUUGGUAGUGUGUUUAUUCUUCCCAUUUUCCUAUUACUACAUUUUAAUUGUAGUGAUUAAAGCAUUAAAAAUGUAGCAAAAAUGUGUUGUAAGCAUAUGUUAUGCAUUUGGUAGGCUUUUCUAGUUCUAGCUGCAUCUUAACCACCGAGAUGUGGGGGCUAUGUAGUAGUGGAACAGAGAGGCCUUGGAACUAUUAAUUUGUUUACAUAUGCACGUAGGUUGAUGAGGACAAAAUUAAAAAAAUACAA
This is a messenger RNA of Aegilops tauschii subsp. strangulata, 2224 nucleotides long. Lineage: Eukaryota; Viridiplantae; Streptophyta; Magnoliopsida; Poales; Poaceae. The record is from RefSeq and is a predicted model, not a curated record.